Molecule: messenger RNA, 1309 nt
Organism: Acanthoscelides obtectus
Lineage: Eukaryota; Metazoa; Arthropoda; Insecta; Coleoptera; Chrysomelidae
Source: the annotation of a GenBank genome assembly
GUGGGUACUAAACAUCAUGAUUCUCGUACAAUGGAUUGAUAUCAAAAUAGUCAAACAAGUAAGAACCUUACAUAAAUUAUACCAUAAUCGACUUGAAGAUCUGGCAACGUUGCUUUUAUCUGCUCAUUCAUUAUUUAUCCACAUCGUAAGAAAAUAGUAUAUUGGUAGCACUUAUUUAAGUUACUAAACAACUGUCAUUUUGUGUCAAUUGUCAAAGUUUGUUUUGAUAGUGAAUUUCCUUGCUGCUUUUAUUCAUUUUAGAGAGACUAUAAAGGUAUAUUCAAUCGCAAUAAAAUGGUGCAGCAGUGCUAUUUGUGUAAAAUUUAUAAACAUCAGGCCGGAGCGGAAUCUUUAAAAUUUCAUUCGUAAGUAUACAUCUUGUUUAUGUUCAGAGGCGUAUCAUGGCGUCUCAUUAUCGAGAAACUUGUUGAUAGCUUUCGAUUUAUAACUAAUAUUCGAAAUUCUAGCCUUCCCAAGAACCCGGAAAGGAGAAAAAGGUGGUUGUCGGCCCUUGGAUUCGAGGAAAACCAUCAAUUUCCUAAGAGGGUGGAGCUAUGUUCCAAGCAUUUUGGAGAAAAUGCGUUUGUUUAUGGAAGUGAGGGACAAAAGACACUCAAGCGGGAUGCGAUUCCUCUCAUCUCUCAUUCUUUGUUUGAUCCUGCAGUAAGCACCAGUUCAGAAUCAUCUGUAAGUCCAGAGAAGCAAGAAGACUCAGAUUGUGUAUAUAUCUGCCAUUUCAAUCACUUGUGAGGGGACUCGUGCUAAAAAAAGGUUAUUCAUGGAUGAAGAGAUGUAUAACUUUCCUGUCUCAUCAAAUGAAGAGCAAUAUGUCCAUACUUCCUCAACAUUAUCAGCAUCAGAAAGUGAUAGUGCUGCUAAAACUGCUGGAGUACAAGAACAUAUGCUUGAUAAGAAAAAAAGAAAGAGGUGAGAGAAGUUUAUCACUUAUUCUAUAUCCUGUAAUACAUAAUACUGCAACAUACAGAAUGAUUGGUUUACAGUUUAAUAGGUGGUAAGAGGAUUAAUAACGUUUGAUUUAGUUUUUAGAUAGCCUAGGUUUGUCUUAUAUUCAAAACUUUGUUCUUAUAUGACUGCUACUAUUUUGGUUAUAAUUAUUAUAUGUCUAUUUAAUAUGUGUGUACCCAAUAUGUUUUCAUAGUAACACAUAAAAAUUAUAUCAAAAGUGAUAAACUGCUCGAUAUAUACAUUUCAGCUGAUACUUAGUGUAUUUUUAUGAAUGAAGAUAUGAAAAUGAGCUAUGUGAUUAUAUUAAAACUUAUUUGGGGUCUCGAUAAUCAUUCCAUGUUCC